AUGUCGGACAAGUACGCGCGCGAGGCGUCCAUCGAGAAGUACGAUGGGUACACACCAAACGGCGAUGUCGUCGACGAUAUUGACAUCGAGAAGGGCAACACGCACCUGCCGGCGUAUGUCACCCAGCCGAACGGCCAGCUCAGCAAGGACGACACCAUCACCAAGGUCCUCGAGGUGAACGGCUUCCACAGGCACAAGGAGAAGACGGCGCCAGGACAGACCGACGCCGACCGCGUCGAGUACAUCUCUGAGGUCACCGCCCACGGAGAGAAGAAGUUCCACAAGCUCACCUGGUUCCAGCUUGUCAUCGUUCUUGUCAUCACGGCGGUUGCGCUCGGUACGCUUUCCAUGCCUCUCGUCUUCGCCUCUCUUGGAAUGGUCGGAGGUACAAUCUUGACUGUCGGAAUGGGCUGCAUGGCUGUGUACACCUCCUUCGUGAUUGGGCAGGUCAAGCUUCGAUACCCGCAGGUGCACCACUACAGCGAUGUCGGCCGCCUGCUGCUGCCUGGUACUGCUGGUGUCAUCCUCUCGCGAUGCCUCGAGGUCAUCUUCGUCUUCUUCAUCAUCCUCGGUAUCGGCUCGCACUUCCUCACGGGCAAGAUGGCUUUCCAGACGAUCGUCGACGACACCACCAUCUGCGCGCUCGUCUGGAGUGUUGUCACCCUCGUCCUCCUCUUCCUCUGCGCUCUUCCGCCGUCGUUCGCCGAGAUGUCUGUUCUUGGCUACGUCGACUUCAUCUCGAUCAUGAGUGCUGUCUUCGUGACUCUCAUCGCCGCGGGUAUCGACGCCCACAGCAAGGGCUGGAACACUGGUUGGACGGCCGGCGCGGGCAAUGUCACAUUCGUCCAGGGCAUGCUCGCCGCGUGCAACGUCCUCUUCGCCUAUGCCUUCUCGAUUGGACAGUUCACGUACAUGGAGGAGAUGGCUCGCCCCGAGGACUUCCCCAAGGCCGUCGGCGUGCUCGGUAUUGUCAUGAUUACCAUCUACACCUGUGUCGGUGCUCUCGGCUACGCCUUCAUCGGCCCUGGCGUCAAGGGCCCUGCUCUCCUGAGCGCUGGUCACACGAUCUCGCGCGUCGCUUUCGGUCUUGCCCUUCCCGUUAUCUUCAUCUCGGGUGCUAUCCUUGUCACGACCGAUGGCCGCUUCAUCAUGGACAAGCUCUUCAAGAACAACAUCGUUCGCUACGUCAACACUGCACGAGGAUGGGCUGUCUGGAUUUGCGUCGUCCUCGGCCUCGUCCUCUGCUCGUGGAUCAUCGCCGAGGUCAUCCCAGUCUUCAGCCCGCUUCUCGGUAUCACUGCGGCCCUGUUCAACUCGGCGUUUACCCUCUACCUCCCUGGCAUCAUGUGGUUCAAGCUCAUCAAGGAGGGAGGAUGCUUCAGCAGCCCUAAGAACAUUGCCCUCACCAUCGUCAACGCCAUCAUCAUCGCCGUCGGCCUCACCAUCCUCGGCGCGGGCACAUACGCGUCCGUCAAGGACAUUGUCGACAGCUACGCCGGCAAGAGCGUCGGCAAGCCCUUCUCGUGCAAGGCUUAA
Messenger RNA from Trichosporon asahii var. asahii CBS 2479, 1536 nucleotides. Its product is annotated as N amino acid transport system protein. Bases 1 to 1536 code for a protein of 511 amino acids. The record is from RefSeq and is a predicted model, not a curated record. The transcript has 2 exons. Lineage: Eukaryota; Fungi; Basidiomycota; Tremellomycetes; Trichosporonales; Trichosporonaceae. Gene Ontology annotation, molecular function: amino acid transmembrane transporter activity. Gene Ontology annotation, biological process: amino acid transmembrane transport. Gene Ontology annotation, cellular component: vacuolar membrane.